AAGACAGUAAAGAGGAGGAGAAGAAGAUCCAGUCCGCUGUGUUAUUAUAGAGAAACAGGAGCUGAUCUACUGAAGAAAAAGAAAAAGCUGUUCUUUUCUUCCGCUAAUACCCACUGUCCUCCAGACAUCUAAUUUAUUGAACCAGACACAUCAAGAAACGCCACCAGAAUAUAUUUGCUCCAUCCUUAAAAUUGAAGGAUAUGGCCUGCACAUAUUUCCACAUUCAGGAAAUGCAUUCUACUCAGCACUUAAAUUCAUCUCUCAAACAUAAACAAAGCUUUACUGGAAAGGAAAUAUCCCACCAGUGUAUGGAAUGUGGAAAGAAUUUUAAACAUGCUAGUACUCUUGAAAGACAUUCACGUGUUCACACAGGAGAAAAAACAUAUAACUGCUCAGAAUGUGGAAAGAACUUUAAUCAACAAAUUCAUCUCCAAAGGCACCAGCGCAUUCACACUGGAGAGAAACCCUUUUGCUGCUCAGAUUGUGGGCAGAUAUUUAGAGACAGUGGUAAUCUCAGCAAUCACCAGCGCAUUCACACUGGAGAGAAACCAUUUCACUGCUCAGAGUGUGGGAUGGGUUUUAUUGAAAGUGGUGCCCUUAAGAAUCACCAGCACAUUCACACAGGAGAGAAACCGUAUCACUGUUUAGACUGUGGGAAAUGUUUUAAACAACAUGGUUCUCUCCAAACACACCAGCGUCUUCACAGUGGAGAUAAACCAUACUACUGCUCAGAGUGUGGGAAGAGUUUUAGAGACAGGAGUGCCAUCAGUAAACACCAGUUAAUUCACACAGGAGAGAAACCGUUUAGCUGCUCAGUGUGUGGGAUGAGUUUUAAUCAAAACGGCAGUCUCCAAAAACACCAGCGCAUUCACACGGGAGAGAGGCCGUAUUAUUGCUCAGAGUGUGGGAUGAGUUUUAUUGAGAGUGGUGCCCUCAAGAAUCACCAGCGCAUUCACACUGGAGAAAAACCUUAUCCCUGUUCUGAUUGUGGGAAAUGUUUUAAUCAACAUGGUUCUCUUCAAAAACACAAGUUCAUUCACACAGGAGAGAAACCAUUUCACUGCUCAGACUGUGGAAAGACAUUUAAUCAAAAGGGUCAUCUCCAAAAACACAAGCUCAUUCACACAGGAGAGAAACCAUAUCACUGCUCAGACUGUGGAAAGAGAUUUAAUCAAAAGAGUCAUCUCCAAAGACACCAGCAAAUUCACGCAGUAGAGAAACUAUUUCACUGCUCAGACUGUGGGAAGAGAUUUAUUGAGAGUGGUGCUCUCACAAAUCACAAGUGUAUUCACACUGGAGAAAACUGAAUCGAUGAAUGUGUUUUGCCACAAUAGUCAAGAGGGCACAGUUACUAAAUUUAGAUUUCAUUUCAUUUUUUUGAUUUCAUUGUUAACCUGAACCUCUACAACUAGCCACAGAGCUUAUCAGUUUUGUUAUCUUUCUCUUUAUGCAUGUUCAUGUUUAAUUUAGUGAUGGCUACCAUAUUUAACUCUGCUCUGGUGGUCUCAGUAUCUUGCAAUAAUUCUUUCUUGAAGCAACAUUAUACAUAAGUUUUUGCUUUAAAAUAGCAGCUUCAGCCCAUUGCUUACUGCAUGCAGUUCUGACAAACCUGGCAGGUCAAUACUAGCCCAAAAUACUAGUCCAUGUCGUGUGUGUGUGGUUUCGUCACGUCUGACGUCAGCCUUGACGGGAGAGAGCACGCUGGCGUCCCUCUGUUUGACUGCCGCUUCUCCCCGCGUCUCUUGUCUUUGCCUGUUUUUUUUUUUUUUCUCCCCUCUUCACCCUGAACUCUCGGCUCUAGUGAGCGGCUGUGCGCGACUGUUUCACCCCGGACUCUCGGCUCUACACGCCGGCCCAGUGAGCGGCUGAGCGCGACUGUUUCACCCCGCGCUCUCGGUUCUACUCGCCGGCCCAGUGAGCGGCUGAGCGCGACUGUUUCACCCCGGACUCUCGGAUCUACUCGCCGGCCCAGUGAGCGGCUGAGCGCGACUGUUUCACCCCGGACUCUCGGAUCUACUCGCCGGCCCGGUGAGCGGCUGAGUGCGACUGUUUCACCCCGGACUCUCGGCUCUUCACGUCGGCUCAGUGAAGCUACUGAGCGCGGCUGUUCUUACCCCGGUCUCUCGGUUCUACACGCCCAGUCAGUAAGUGACCGUUCACUACAUACCCAGCAAUGCUGCCUUUAUUUAUGUGGGCUCUGCUAUCUUGGGCUCCAGCUCUCCCUGGCCCUCUUUUCACUCAAUGUUUCACUGAGACUUGCUAUAGUCUGCAGUCCUUUUCCUAUUCUCCCACUGAUUUACGUAAAUUUAAUAACUCCUACCGCUUAUCAAAAGCUGUUUCUGUGACUGCCUGUAAAGCUGGCAUACUACCUCACCGUCGAUAUGUCCAUCGGGGCUCGAGACGGCAUCGUAACAGAACUCUCCACUAUUCUGCUAGGACUAACAUUUGCUCAUUCUGGACUACCUCUCGCCCAGUACAACAAGCUGUCUUGUGCUGCUAACCCAUUUAACUUAAGCACUUUACCUUCUGCUAACAAUGGUACUGCUGUUGCACUGCUUAAUGUUCGCUGCCUUUCUAACAAAGCACUUGUGCUCCAGGAGUCUAUAUUAGACAACUCUAUCGAUAUACUUUUUAUAACCGAAACCUGGCAGCAAACUGGUGAUUAUUAUUCUCUGAAUCAGGCUACCCCCCCUAAUUAUAAGUACAUCUGUAAACCUCGUUCCUCUGGUAGAGGCGGUGGUCUUGCGGUUAUUUUUAACAACAAGAUCACUGUUACUGAAGUAAGCAUUACAUCUGCUAAUUCCUUUGAAUGUCUCACUAUUAAAUUACCUGGCUCUGUCACUGCAAUACUAGUCUAUCGUCCACCCAAACCUAAUCCAUUAUUCCUGCCCGAGCUGUCUGAACUGCUCACUCUUGCUGGCACAAUUUCUGCCCGCUUGUUGCUGGUCGGUGACUUUAAUAUCCAUGUUUCAACCCAUGACUGCAAAGCUGCCUCUGAUUUUCUGUCUGUCCUCGAGUGCUUCUCUUUUACACAACAUGUACACUUUCCCACACAUGACAAAGGUCGGACCCUUGACUUAGUCUGUACCUCCUCGCUGCCUGUUCUCAACCCUCACUCUCUAUUGUUUCCACUCUCUGAUCAUAAACUUAUCCUGUUUACUGUCCCUCUGAUCUUCCCCCGCCGCUCCACCAAAAAAUCUCUUUCCGUAAGACUCAGUCUAUUGAUCCUUCUUUUCUUAAUCAAUCUAUUUCUUCCAUCUUUCCUGUUACCUCUGCCCCAUCCUCUCCUGAAUCACAUGCACUGCUGCUAAAUUCUGCCCUUAAUGAAUCCCUGAAUAUACUAGCCCCCCUGAAAACAAAAAUGGUGACCUUUUCUACCUACUCCCCCUGGUAUACUGCAGAUCUACGUAGCAUGAAACAGGUUGGUCGUCAGCUAGAACGUCUCUUCAAAAAAACAAAACUUACUGUUCACGCGAAUGCAUAUAAGCAAUACUGUCUGCAUAUAGAGAUGCUGUUAGUGCUGCUAAGACAACCUACUUUUCUGACCUCAUUAACAGUCAGCAUAGAACAAACUCUCGGCACCUCUUCUCAACAGUUGAUAAGCUAUUUAAAAGUCCAGACAGCACUCUUGUACCCUCUCCAGCCCUUUGUAACACUUUCCUACACUUCUUCGACUCCAAAAUAGCAAAUAUUCAUAGAUCCCUGAUCUCUGCUUCUUCUGGACCCCCCUCUCACUCCUCUCAUACUACCAACCUCUCUCAUUUUAACAUUUCUUCCGCCUCUCUUGCUGCCUUCAACAGUAUUGACUCUUCCUUUAUCGCUAAUAUUGUAAUGUCUUCUAAGAACACAACCUGUGCUUUAGAUCCACUCCCCACCAACUUAACUAAAGCCUGCGUACCUGCCUUGCUCCCCCACCUCACUGUUCUCAUCAAUCAAUCACUUCUCCUUGGUCAGGUUCCAUCUGUUUACAAAACGGCUGCAGUCACUCCUAUACUAAAGACACCUGGUCUCGACCCUUCUGACCUCAACAACUAUCGCCCUAUUUCCAAUCUCCCCUUCCUGUCUAAAGUCCUUGAAAGAACUGUGGCCUGCCAAUUGCAACAUUAUCUUGAAUCACAAAACCUAUUUGAACCCUUUCAAUCUGGUUUCCGACCCUUCCACAGUACUGAAACGGCAUUGGUCAAGGUUAUUAACGAUUUACUGGUAGCUGCUGAUGCUGGUGCUCUCAACAUUCUUUUGCUACUAGAUUUAAGUGCUGCAUUUGACACAAUUAACCACUCUAUCCUUCUAUCUCGACUCUGUGAACUUGGCAUCGUUGGCACUGCCCUGGACUGGUUCUCAUCUUACCUAACUGACAGAAAACAAUUUAUUUCAUUGGCUGGCUAUUCCUCCCAUACCUCUGUGAUUAAACACGGAGUACCACAAGGAUCAGUCCUUGGACCUCUCCUGUUCAUCAUCUAUAUCCUUCCUCUUGGGCCUCUGUUGCGUCACUUUAACCUAGACUUCCACUGUUAUGCGGACGACACCCAAAUUUAUCUUAGCACUAGUUCUAUCAAUAACCCACCCACUACUCAUUUAGAAAGCUGUCUCUCUGCGAUCCAGAACUGGAUGAAGGAUAAUUUUCUCAUGCUAAACAGUAAUAAGACCGAGCUCAUCCUAAUCAGCACUAAAGCAGUCCUCAAUCAAACUCCUACUCUCUCUCUCAACUUUGGCGGUACAGUAAUCUCUCCCUCUACCCAAGUCCGAAAUUUGGGCGUUCUUCUAGAUUCCACUCUCUCUUUUACAGCUCACAUCAACUCUGUGGUGAAAACUGCAUUCUUUCAUCUGCGCAGAAUAGCUAAAAUUCGACGAUCCCUUACUCAGUCCACUGCUGAAAUACUCCUUCAUGCUUUCAUUUCCAGCAGACUAGAUUACUGUAACUCCUUGCUCGCUGGCAUUAGUUCUUCCUCUAUCCAUAAACUCCAGAUGGUACAAAACGCAGCUGCCCGUUUACUCACUCACACUCGCACCCAUGAACACAUUACACCUGUUCUCCAUAAUCUUCACUGGCUCCCUGUUAAAUACAGGAUUCAAUUCAAGAUUCUCUUACUUACCUAUAAGGCAUUAAAUAAUCUUGCACCUCCUUAUCUGUCAAACCUCCUUCUUCCUUACAGGCCAUCUCGAUCCCUUAGGUCUGCUACUGCUGGACUUCUUAAAGUCCCAGCCUCUAAACUCCGUGGCUUUGGUGAUCGGGCUUUUUCCAGACUUGCUCCUCAACUAUGGAAUUCUCUCCCAUCUGCGGUCAAACAAUCCUCCUCUCUUUCCUUGUUCAAAUCUACACUCAAGACUCACCUCUUAUCUCUUGCCUACGGCCUUCCCUCUGUUUAAUGUACUAUACCACUUAUCCCUGCUGUCUGUUCUCGUACUAUGUUGAUUGUCUGUCACCACUUGUUGUGUAAUGUUUCUAUUUGUUUUCACAAAUGAUGACUGUAAGCGUCUUUGGGUUUUAGAAAAGCGCUAUAUAAAAAUAAAGUAUUAUUAUUAUUAAAACUGUCAUAUUGGUUUGUAAUAGGUUUUAAAACUUAAUCUGGAUCUAUCAGGUUGGCCUUAAAUGCAUGUGUACUUUGUUCACUUCAAUAGUGACUAAAAACAUGAAUUACAUUUCCUGGCUGUGUAAUGUCAUUUUGAUGUAAAAAAAAAAAAAAAAAAAAACUGCACUCUGUAAACUAACUGUAAAUAUUACUGAAAUGUUCUUAUUAUUAAGAAAAAUAAAAAAUAAAAUACUAUAUGUACCA
Astyanax mexicanus (Mexican tetra) is the source of this 5774-nucleotide messenger RNA. RefSeq names its product gastrula zinc finger protein XlCGF26.1-like. Bases 201 to 1307 code for a protein of 368 amino acids. NCBI's taxonomy places the organism in Eukaryota, Metazoa, Chordata, Actinopteri, Characiformes, Acestrorhamphidae. The transcript has 2 exons. The record is from RefSeq and is a predicted model, not a curated record.